This is a messenger RNA of Ceratitis capitata (Mediterranean fruit fly), 1362 nucleotides long. Its product is annotated as guanine nucleotide-binding protein subunit beta-like protein 1. The coding region runs from base 246 to 1229 and encodes 327 amino acids. The transcript has 3 exons. The record is from RefSeq and is a predicted model, not a curated record. Lineage: Eukaryota; Metazoa; Arthropoda; Insecta; Diptera; Tephritidae. Gene Ontology annotation, molecular function: protein binding.
GAACGUAAAUAUGUUCUCUGAUCAGGCGGUUUUGGUUGAGAAGUUGCUGUUUGUCGUUGUGCCAGCUGGGCGUGUUUUUAAUAUUUCUGCUUUUAAUGCUACAAAUUUUUAAAACACUUUGAAUUGAUUUUUUCGAAAAGUGUGAUAGUUCAAGACUAAUUUAAUAAAUGUGCCAAUAACCAAGGAACAGACAAUUAUAUUCUUAUAAUAAUUUACGACGCAUAAAGCUAUUCUCAAUUGACGCCAUGGCUGUUUUGCCGCCUGAUCCAGUUUUUACUCUGCGUUGCCCGGAAAUGGGCCCAGUAAACUCACUUUGUUUUCAUCAAUGCGACCGUUUACUGGCUGGUACAGUUAAAGGUAGUGUUUUUCUGUGGGAUUUGCAGACGAAUCGUACUUCACUGCAUUUUGAGGUUGGACACCAGCCUAUUACUAGUCUUCACCACACCGACGACAUGCUGCUUACACAGGAAAAGGGUGGCACUGUUACUUUAUGGACAAUGACGAAUAGUGGCUACGUUCGUGAACGUACAAUCAAUGGAAAUUUUGCUGCAUUUUGUCGCACAGCUUUGUAUACACCGCCUGAUGGCAGUGGUGAACCACUACUCUUUUAUCCAUCUGAUGAGAAUUCUAUUGGUGUUAUGCAUGUGAAUCUCGAUGCUACUGCUCCAUCACAAAUGCUAGUGCCCGAUGAUCCACAACUGCCCAAAUUGGGCAGUGUCACCUGUUUUAAACCCUUCGAAUGCGCUUCACAAUUAUUUCUCCUCGCCGGCUAUGAGUCCGGUCACUUUCUUACCUGGGACUUGAGCUCAGGCGUGAUUAUAGAUAUGCUGCAGUUGGAUCCUGAACCUAUGGCAGUCGAUUAUGAUCCACAAACAAAUCGAGGCAUUGUUGGCGGCCCUGAAGAGAAGCUCACGGCAAUCACAUAUCAAAGGCAAUCGAUGCAAUUGCAACGAGGGAACGAUAUUGGCAUAAAAAAUGCCGGCAUUAAUUGCAUACGUAUACGAAGUGAUCAGAAGGUAUUCGUCACUGGCGGCUGGGAUGGGCGUGUGCGUAUUUUCUCAUGGAAGAGCUUGCGCCCGCUUGCAGUGUUGACUGAACAUAAGACUUCCACUGGUGGUGGAAUAAUGGAUAUAGCCUUUUCAGAGGAUAAAGUGGCGAUGUGGAAGGCGCGCAUUAUGGCGGCCGCAGGCACAGAUGGCCAAGUUUCACUUUGGGAUUUAUACAAUUAAGCGAAGGGGAUAAUUUUUAAUAUUCAACUUGGCUUGCAGGGUAUAAGAUUUUAUACAAAGCCAUUUAACAAGAACAAGUAACAGUUACUGAACCCAUAUUCCGUUACAAUAAAAUAUGUUUGUAACAAAAGCU